Messenger RNA from Dentiscutata erythropus, 295 nucleotides. The record is from the annotation of a GenBank genome assembly. Lineage: Eukaryota; Fungi; Glomeromycota; Glomeromycetes; Diversisporales; Gigasporaceae.
AAUAUGACAAAACAUAUUGGAAUUGUAUUACACGAGAAAUUAUUGAAGAAUUAAAAUUUAAAAUGAAACCCGAGCGACUACAAUUCAUCAGAGUACAUGGAUAUCUUUCUCAUAAUAGAUCCGGAACUCAACCAGCAACGACUAACGAUAAUGAUUAUACAAAAUCACCAUAUUACGUUGAAAUAGCAAUGUACCUAUACUUGGUAUUACCACAUGAAUAUUCCCAGAUAAUUUAUAAUGAACCUAAUAAUAUGUAUCCACCCCAGUGGAUGACAAAGAAACAAAUGGACCACAG